Messenger RNA from Odobenus rosmarus divergens (Pacific walrus), 865 nucleotides. RefSeq names its product ribosomal RNA processing 7 homolog A (S. cerevisiae) (gene RRP7A). NCBI's taxonomy places the organism in Eukaryota, Metazoa, Chordata, Mammalia, Carnivora, Odobenidae. The record is from RefSeq and is a predicted model, not a curated record. Gene Ontology annotation, molecular function: nucleic acid binding. The transcript is spliced from 7 exons. The coding region runs from base 14 to 856 and encodes 280 amino acids. Gene Ontology annotation, biological process: ribosomal small subunit assembly; rRNA processing. Gene Ontology annotation, cellular component: CURI complex; UTP-C complex.
UCCGGUUGGCAAGAUGGUGGCGCGCAGGAGGAAGCGUGGGGAGCGGGACUCCGAGCAGGGGAUUCCGAGCCCUCCCGGUUACUCAGCCAUUCCGAUCAAGUUCUCAGAAAAGCAGCAGGCUUUUCACUACCUCUAUGUGAGAGAGCACAGAGUUCGAGAAGGCACCAAGUCUUCCUGGCCUCAGAAGCGGACCCUCUUUGUCCUCAAUGUGCCGCCAUACUGCACAGAGGAGUGCCUGUCCCGCCUCUUCUCCCCCUGCGGCCCCGUCCAGUCUGUGGAGUUACAGGAGAAGCCAGAACUUGCUGACAGCCCAAAGGAGCCAAAAUCAAAGUUUUUUCACCCCACACCCAUUCCGGGCUUCCAGGUAGCCUACGUGGUGUUCCAGAAGCCAGGUGGGGUGUCUGCUGCCUUAGUCCUGAAGGGCCCUUUGCUGGUUUCAACAGAGAGUCACCCUGUGAAGAGCGGCAUUCACGAGUGGAUCAGCAACUACACAGACUCAGUGCCAGACCCUGAGGCCUUGAGGGUCGAAGUGGACACGUUCAUGGAGGCAUAUGACAAGAGGAUAGCUGAGGAGGAGGCUAAGGCCAAGGAGGAGGAAGGGGUUCCGGACGAGGAGGGCUGGGUGAAGGUGACCCGCCGGGGCCGGCGGCCCGUGCUGCCGCGGACAGAGGCGGCUAGCCUGCGGGUGCUGGAGAGGGAGAGACGGAAGCGCACCCGCAAGGAGCUGCUCAACUUUUACGCCUGGCAGCACCGAGAGACCAAGAUGGAGCAUCUAGCCCAGCUGCGCAAGAAGUUUGAGGAAGACAAGCAGCGGAUUGAACUGAUGCGGGCACAGCGCAAGUUCCGACCCUACUGAGCCGAGCUG